Amaranthus tricolor (Joseph's coat) is the source of this 516-nucleotide messenger RNA. RefSeq lists its product as uncharacterized. Lineage: Eukaryota; Viridiplantae; Streptophyta; Magnoliopsida; Caryophyllales; Amaranthaceae. The transcript has a single exon. The coding region runs from base 1 to 516 and encodes 171 amino acids. The record is from RefSeq and is a predicted model, not a curated record.
AUGUCGAUAGCUUUGUCGGCGAAGAACAAGUUGAUCUUUAUCAAUUCGAAUUCUCAGCCUAGUGUCACUGAUCUUAAGUAUAGUCAAUGGAGGAGGUGCAUUGAUAUGGUCACAUCAUGGAUUUUGAAUGUCUUGUCCCAAGACAUAGCUGAAAGUGUUCUUUAUUCGGAUUCAACUCAUGAUAUCUGGAAAGAACUUGAAGAUCGUUAUGGUCAAGCAAGUGGUGCCAAGCUUUUUCAAUUGGAGAAGGAUAUUCGUCUAUCAGGCCAAGAUACAAAUGAUGUUGCUGGAUAUUUUACUAAAUUGAAGAAAAAUUGGGAUGAAUUAAACACCUUGUCCUCUCUGCCUAUUUGUUCUUGCGGUGCUGCACAAGCCAUCCAAAAGUUUAAUGAAGAUCAACGCCUUAUUCAAUUUCUCAUGGGACUCAAUAGUGAUUACAGGAUAAAAUAUGGCAUCUUUACACUUGAUGAUUUUCCACUUUCACUAGGAUGCAUAAAAACCUAUAUUCAUAUAUAG